AUGGCCACCCUCACCGAGGUUCAAGAACGGCGCAUCUUUUUGCAUGCCAAACUCCAAAAGACUAAGGAAAAAAUCUUCCUCAAGCAUGUCGAGUCUGAACCACUAAUCAGCAGCGAUGGUGGCAUUAUUCCUUCAGCAUCAUCCAGUGAGGAAAUCCCCAGCUACCCCAAAUCCGAUGAAGAUACCCAAUUCCUGACCAAGGUGCUGAAAGGAAAUUUUGUCUUUGCGGAUCUUUCCGAGGAAGAAAUGACCCGCAUGGUGGAUGCCUUUCGGCAAGAGAAAGUGGCAGCGGAUACCAUUAUCAUUCAACAAGGUGACACGAAAUGCGAGCAUUUCUUCGUCUUGCAGUCCGGGGUGGUCAAAUUCAUGGUGGACGGCAAGGAAGUGUUCCGGAAUGAUGAAGGGGGAGCUGCCUUUGGAGAAUUGGAAUUGCUGUAUGACUUUCCCAGAUCCGCCACCUGUCAGGCAGUGCAAGAUUCGGUGCUUUGGAAGGUAGACCAGCAAACCUUUCGACGUAUUCUGAGACAUUACUCCAAAGAGCAGGAACAGUCUGCGACCGAUCUGAGGCUCAAGGCACCUCAGUUAUUUGGACAGGUGGAAGAUUCUGAUAUUCUCAAGCAGCUAGCCGACUCCUUGACAUCGGUCAAAUUUCAACAAGGCGACAAAAUCAUUGGCAAGGGUGAUAUGGGGGAAGUCUUUUACAUUAUCGAAGAAGGAACCGUCACUGUCACCGAAAUUGGCACCGGGACUAGUCCCAUGAUGGACCAGACUCUUUCGGAGGGCGAUUGGUUUGGUGAGAUGGAGCUCAAGUCGGGAGAACCAAGAAUAGCCAAUAUCACUGCCGCUACGGAACGUGUCGUAACAUUGGCCAUGAGCAAAGACGAUUUCUUGACAUCGGUAGCAGGACCCUUGUUGGAGCCCAUUUUGGACCGAGAAUCUCGCAAACGCUUCUUGAAGGCGUUGCCCAUCUUUGCCAAUUCCAAUUCUGCGUUUACGGAUACCGAGUUGUACCUAUUGGUGGACAGAUUGCAAGAAAAAUCCUUUGAGGCUGGCGACGUUGCUGUGGACGGUAGCAGCAAGGAACAACAAAGAUCGUUGUGGAUUAUUCGAGAAGGUAACGUCAGUCUAUUUGAUGGGCACACAACACAUCAUUUGCAACGAGGAGACUACUUUGAUGAUCAAUCUGCAUUGCAAGGUGACAAAUGGAUCAAUGAAGCAUCACGUAGGGCUGACCACACACCCAUCAGUGCCACGAUGGCCAAGGCCACUUGCGUAGAAGACACGACUUUCUUUGUAUUGGAGAGUGAUGACGUUGCAGAAGUCAUUGGCGAGGUUGUGCGUUUGGGGGCUGCCAUGCCUUAUCAGUACCCAGGUUUGGACAAUUCUAUACAGCUGGAAGAUAUCCAGAAGCACCGAAUUCUGGGCAAAGGAGAGUUUGCGGUGGUGUAUCUGGCCAGCGACAAAAAGACGAAGAAAACCUACGCGUUGAAAACUUUGAGCAAAGUGCACCUACUGGAACACACCACAAAUGCUAUCGAGUCGACGAAGCACGAGAAAGAGAUUAUGGCGUCGGUUCACCAUCCAUUCAUCAUGGGAAUGCAUGCAUCCUUCCAGGACAAACACUACGUGUACUUGCUACUUCCUCUUUUCCAGGGAGGAGAACUCUUUGGGCUCAUCUAUAAGGAAGAAGGAUCGCGGUAUGGGUUGAGAGAUGACGAUGCGAUCUUUUACAGCGCAUGCAUCGUUGAGGCGCUCGGUCACUUGCACUCUCGUUCUAUCAUUCACCGCGAUCUCAAACCGGAUAAUGUGAUGAUUGAUUCUGAGGGAUAUGCAGUGCUGAUCGACAUGGGUUUGGCAAAGUUUGUCGUCGGUAAGACUUACUCCAUGGUUGGCACGCCCUCGUACAUUGCCAGUGAGGUGUUGCUGGGCCGAGGCCAUAACAAAGCCGUAGACUACUGGGCACUUGGAGUAGUCCUUUACGAGAUGUUGGAGGGGACGACGCCGUUCUACUGGGAUGGCGCUACACAAAAGGAUGAAUUCGAGGCGAUCCUGCGCUGCGAUUAUAAAUGUCCAGACUCCUUUUCGGAACACGCCAAGGAUUUGAUUGACAAGCUCUUAGUGCUGGAUCCAACAAAGCGAUUGGGAAGCAGUACAAGGGGACACUUGGAGAUUAUGGCUCAGCCCUGGUUCAAUACAAUCAACUUCCGGAAGCUACGAAAGAAGCUGAUUUCUUCACCGUGGACACCACCCAUCAAGGAUUCCAUGGAUGUUUCAAAUUUCGCUGAUUAUGACGACAGCGAAACUCAGCCUCCUGAUCGGGAACUAACGGAGGAGGAACAAUUGAUGUUCAGAGGAUUCUAG
Seminavis robusta is the source of this 2361-nucleotide messenger RNA. The record is from the annotation of a GenBank genome assembly. NCBI's taxonomy places the organism in Eukaryota, Bacillariophyta, Bacillariophyceae, Naviculales, Naviculaceae.